This is a messenger RNA of Physella acuta, 411 nucleotides long. RefSeq lists its product as uncharacterized. The record is from RefSeq and is a predicted model, not a curated record. NCBI's taxonomy places the organism in Eukaryota, Metazoa, Mollusca, Gastropoda, Physidae.
UCCCAAUUCAACUACUCUCAUGAAAACUAUUUCCACACCAACCACGACACGAGCCCCAUCCCAGCGCUACUACGACUGCCACAGCUGUACCAGCGGCUGCAGCAGCAAGAAACAGAACUACCUGUGUCCUGCCAAUGGGAAAAUAAAGACUGGGACCAACACACGUUUUGUCAGGUGUAAGGGACCCUGCAUGUCUUCUGUCAACAAAACACCAUUCGGAGCUGAUGUGGUCCGUAGAUGUUCAGACGGCAAGUUCCCAGGUCUACGUAUCCCUGCCAAUGGCUGCCUGACUCACAAGAAGGAAGUCACGUGCUUUUGUACUGGUGACCGCUGUAACACCAGAAACAUGGUGCAGGAGCAGAGCAGGAUGGGAUAUGGAUGGUGGAUGUGGCGAAAACACUAAUUUUAGAG